AUGGCGGAACUACGAACAACUUCACUAUGUCUUCUCUCAUUUCUCCUUGUCUUGAUCAUGAGUUCAAUCUCAGCAGUCACAGAUGAUCCACAAGAUAAACAAGUGUAUGUUGUCUACAUGGGUGCACUUCCGUCUCGACUGGACAACACACCAAUGUCCAAUCACAUUAGUAUUCUUCAAGAAGUCACCGGAGAAAGUUCGAUCGAAGGUCGUUUGGUGAGAAGUUACAAAAGGAGCUUCAACGGGUUCGCCGCCCGACUCACUGAGUCAGAACGAGAACGAGUAGUCGAAAUGGAGGGAGUUGUUUCUGUAUUCCCAAACAAGAACUACAAACUCCAAACGACGGCGUCUUGGGAUUUCAUGGGGCUAAAGGAAGGAAAAAAUACAAAACGAAACUUGGCCGUAGAGAGUGAUACUAUCAUUGGUGUCCUAGACACUGGGAUUUGGCCGGAAUCGGAGAGCUUCUCCGACAAAGGCUUUGGUCCUCCUCCUAAGAAAUGGAAAGGUGUUUGCUCUGGCGGCAAGAACUUCACAUGCAACAACAAGUUGAUCGGAGCAAGAGACUACACAAGCGAAGGCACUAGAGACACAGACGGCCACGGUACACACACAGCUUCCACGGCGGCUGGAAACGUAGUUGCGGACACAAGCUUCUUUGGAUUGGGUAAUGGAACGGCAAGAGGAGGCGUUCCAGCAUCUAGAAUCGCCGCUUACAAAGUCUGCGACCCGACAGGGUGUACCUCGGAUUAUAUACUGUCUGCUUUCGAUGACGCGAUCGCAGACGGUGUGGACAUCAUCAGCAUCUCUCUCGGGGUAAAUAGUGCGCCUUUGUACGAGCAUGACACAGUUGCGAUCGGUGCUUUUCACGCUAUGGCCAAAGGGAUUCUCACUGUGCACGCAGCUGGUAACAGUGGUCCGGAGCCGGCUUCAGUCGUGAGCGUAGCGCCGUGGAUCUUAACUGUAGCAGCUAGCACCACGAACCGUGGAUUUGUGACUAAAGUUGUGCUCGGAAACGGCAAGACAUUUGUCGGAAAAUCAGUGAACUCUUUCGAUCUAAAAGGAAAGAAGUAUCCUCUUGUGUACGGUGGUGAAUCUUAUAAUGAAAGUCUCGUGAAGGGGAAGAUAGUGGUUUGCCGUAAAAGGGUUUUCUCAGAAGUAGCUGUUGCAUCUGUAAUUAGAGACAACAUAGAUUAUUCCUCCCUUAGUGCUUUUCCCAUCUCUGCUCUAUCACAAGAUGACUUUGAGUCUCUUGUCUCUUACGUCAACUCCACAAAGUCUCCGCAAGGAACUGUUCUAAAAACUGAGGCAAUCUAUAAUCCGAAAGCUCCUAAAGUUAUUUCCUUCUCUUCUCGCGGUCCAAAUACCGUCGCUGUUGAUCUUCUAAAGCCGGAUGUAACAGCACCCGGAGUGGAAAUCCUCGCUGCUUAUUCACCUUUGGCUUCACCAUCAGAAGAUGUCAGGGACACAAGACAUGUGAAGUACUCUGUUCAAUCCGGAACUUCAAUGUCUUGUCCACACGUUGCAGGCGUGGCUGCGUACGUCAAGAGUUUUCAUCCUGAAUGGUCUCCUUCCAUGAUCCAAUCUGCCAUCAUGACAACCGCUUGGCCAAUGAAUGCUUCUGGAACUGGGGUUGCAUCGACCGAGUUUGCUUAUGGAGCUGGACAUGUGGAUCCAGUAGCCGCUCUAAAUCCUGGACUUGUCUAUGAACUGGACAAAGCAGACCACAUCGCCUUUCUCUGCGGCUUGAACUACACUUCCCAAACCCUUAAACUCAUUUCCGGUGAAGCCGUCAGUUGCACUGGAAAGAACUUACCAAGAAACCUCAACUAUCCUUCAAUGUCGGCUAAACUUCCAGGAUCUAACAGCUCCUUCACCGUGACUUUCAACAGAACCGUCACCAACCUCGGAUCCCCUAACUCAACAUACAAAUCAAAGAUUGUCUUAAAUCACGGAUCUAAACUCAGCAUUAAGGUCUCCCCUAGUGUUCUAUCUAUGAAGUCAGUGAAUGAGAAGCAGUCUUUUGUGGUGACUGUUUCAGGCAGCGAUCUCGACCCAAAACUGCCUUCAUCUGCAAAUCUGGUUUGGUCAGAUGGCACACAUAACGUGAGAAGCCCCAUCGUUGUUUAUACUAGUCACUGA
Messenger RNA from Eutrema salsugineum, 2139 nucleotides. RefSeq names its product subtilisin-like protease SBT4.8. Gene Ontology annotation, molecular function: serine-type endopeptidase activity. Gene Ontology annotation, biological process: proteolysis. The coding region runs from base 1 to 2139 and encodes 712 amino acids. Lineage: Eukaryota; Viridiplantae; Streptophyta; Magnoliopsida; Brassicales; Brassicaceae. The record is from RefSeq and is a predicted model, not a curated record. The transcript has 9 exons.